GAGGGUUGCCAGUCUGCCUCUCCAUAGCGGAGCCGCCGUCGCGGUGUGUGUUUUGGGAGCCAGCUAACUAGGAAGAGAGCGACGUCAAGCUCUUCCAGGGAAACAAAACAACCAAACGAGACUCUCUCAGCGGUUUCGCUGUGUAUUUUAGCUUAGGUUACUAGUACUAAAAGACAUUCAGAUAUGAGAUAUGUCAAGUUUUUUCUCCUGCUUUGCUGCCUAAAGGAUAUUAUUGGUCAGUUUGGAAACCCGUUGAACAAAUAUAUUCGCCAUUAUGAAGGUUUGUCAUACGACACAGAAGUUCUGCACAGCAGACAUCAGAGAGCCAAAAGGGCACUCCAUCCUGAAGACAGGACGGUGCACUUGGACUUCCACGCUCAUGGAAGACAUUUUAACUUACGGCUGAAGAGGGAUAUACAGGUCUUUUCUCCGGAUCUUGUCGUUGAGGUAUCAGGAAAACAGGACCCCAUCGACACUUCCCACAUUUACAGUGGAGAAAUCUUCGGUGAAGAGGGCACUUUGUCUCAUGGCUCUGUGGUUGAUGGGCGCUUUGAGGGCUUCAUUAAAACCCACCAAGGAACAUUUUAUGUUGAACCCUCAGAGAGGUAUCUGAAGGACAACAAUGUGCCGUUUCACUCCGUCAUCUAUCAUGAAGAUGACAUUUAUUAUCCUCAUAAGUACGGCUCAGAGGGAGGCUGUGCAAACCACUCCGUGUUUGAAAGGAUGAAGAAGUACCAGGCAUCUGCAGUUGAGGAGCCAGGCAAUGGGGUAAGCAGGGCCACCGAAGAUGAUGAUACGUAUGGUCCAGUAAUUUUGAGAAAAAAGAGGGCAGCAGGGAGGGAGAAAAACACCUGUCAGCUCUUCAUCCAAACUGACCACCUCUUCUUCAAAUACUAUGGCACAAGAGAAGCCGUCAUUGCCCAGAUCUCCAGUCAUGUGAAGGCUAUUGACUCCAUUUACCAAACCACAGACUUCAUGGGCAUACGAAACAUCGGCUUCAUGGUUAAAAGGAUCAGGAUCAAUACCACAGACGACGAAAGGGACAAGAGUAAUCCUUUUCGCUUUCCCAACAUUGGUGUGGAAAAAUUUCUGGAGCUCAAUUCUGAACAGAACCAUGAUGACUACUGCCUGGCCUACGUCUUUACUGACAGGGACUUUGACGACGGUGUGCUCGGCUUGGCUUGGGUCGGGGCGCCUUCAGGAAGCUCAGGGGGUAUCUGUGAAAAAAACAAAAAGUACUCAGAUGAAAGGAGGAAGUCUCUCAACACCGGUAUUAUCACUGUUCAGAACUAUGCUUCUCAUGUUCCUCCCAAAGUGUCACACAUAACCUUCGCUCAUGAGAUUGGACACAACUUUGGCUCUCCUCAUGACUCUGGAAGUGAAUGCACCCCUGGAGAGUCUGUGGACCGGAACAAAAAGGAGCUGGGAAACUACGUUAUGUAUGCCAGAGCCACGUCAGGGGACAAGAUCAACAAUAACAAGUUCUCCAUCUGCAGCAUUCGCAAUAUAAGCGCCGUUCUGUUGAAGAAGAGAGAUUCUUGCUUUGUUGAGUCUGGUCAGCCUAUCUGCGGUAAUGGACUUGUAGAAAAGGGAGAGGAGUGUGACUGUGGCUAUAGCGAUCAGUGUAAAGAUCCCUGUUGCUAUAAUGCCAAUGAACAGGAGGAAAAACGGUGCAAACUUCAACCUGGAAAAGUCUGCAGUCCCAGCCAAGGCCCAUGUUGUACACCCGAAUGUUCUUUCAAGGGUUCUAGUGACAAGUGCAGGCUGGCAUCAGAAUGUGCUCUAGAAGGCUGGUGCAAUGGACGCACUGCACUGUGUCCAGCCUCAACACCGAAGGAUAACCUCACCUCUUGCCAUGCAGAUACACAAGUUUGCUUCAAUGGGGUCUGCUCUGGUUCUAUUUGUGAGAAGUACGGUCUGGAAGUGUGCACCUGCGCCAGCCAAGACGGCAAGGAUGAAGCAUCUGAGCUUUGCCAUGUUUGUUGCAUGGACAAAAUGAACCCAAGCACCUGCAGCAGUACCGGCUCAGAGAGAUGGGAUAAACAUUUCAAAGGACAAGUGAAAACGCUACAGCCCGGCUCACCCUGCAACGACUUCAAGGGAUACUGUGACGUCUUCACGAGGUGUCGACUGGUGGAUGCAGAUGGGCCUUUGGCAAGACUGAAGAAAGCCAUUUUCAACCCAGAGCUGUAUGAGAAUAUAGCAGAUUGGAUUAUGGCUCACUGGUGGGCUGUGCUGUUGAUGGGAAUUGCUCUUAUUAUGCUGAUGGCGGGCUUCAUCAAGAUCUGCAGUGUGCACACCCCCAGCAGCAACCCUAGACUUCCUGAACCGAAACCACUCCCAGGUACACUGAGACGAAACAAAGGUCAGAGAGCAAACCGACAGCAACCAGGUCAGCGUCGCAACCCUCCGCACAGAGAGCAGCACCCGAUGGUAGAGAGGAACUGAGCCGCCACUCUGCUCUUUGCCUUUGUUCUUAGUGCCUACAACAGCAGCACUUUACUCUGAAGAGUUACCUUUACCACAUAGUGCAAGUUUCAAAGAACUUUGAACUGAAGAUGUUUAUUGGUGGGGCCUACAGUCUUUCCCCACCUCACCUCUGAGAGCCAGAUUAAUAAUGGUUCACAAAGCUUUUAUUGGAAAAAGAUCUUUCAAGGAGGGACCUGGGGAAGUUUGCAGUUUUUUUUCCCCAUGUGGUCUUAAUAUUUUUUUUUUUAUCAAAAUGGAUGAGAGAAACAUGGUUUUGUUAGUGUGGCCUUAAUUCUUUUUCUUAUCUUCCCUGCAGCUCCUCUCUGAAAGGUCUCCAUCAUUAGCAUGACAGCAGCCAAAUGUCGUUACACGAGUUUUAGCUGCCAAAUCAUAUUGAUAUUAUUGCUGGAUUGCUAUUUUCAAACCAAAUACUGGAAGCUUUUGAUUUCUUAGGCAAACAUCUUAAUUGUGUGGUGUAGAGUUUCUUUUACCCCUUCUUUCAGAUGAAAUUAAAGUUCUUUAGGGUCAAGGGCGUCUACUGUUCUAAUUAACAUUCUCAGGAUCACUAAAUCAAUAACGUUCAAGUGUAGAGAUGGCUGCAUGCAUAUUUCAGGGUGAAGCCUGUUUGAUGUCCAAGACGGGCAUGAGAAGCCUGUAGUCUAGUGACCAGACAGAGAGGACAGGGUUUAGACCUUGGACACUGCGAGGUGGAUUUGCACUUGCUUUUGAACACAGAACUGAAAUAGUUAUCAAACUGAUUGUACCGCGCUUCUACUCCAUCAUAAAUGGAAUAUUCUCUGGUGAGUAAGUCAGCUGGCAAAGAAAAAAGGCCCAAUAAAACCAUCAGAAACCAUUGAGUUCAGCUCCCAGCCUCUGAAGCGUGUGAAAGAUUAGUUUUAAUGGAAAUGGGGAGUUUUCUUUAAGUAAAUUUUGUUGCAGUUUAGAAGACUUUGUACAUUUGGAGUGUUAUUGGGGGGCAAAGUCUAGAUUUCAAAUUUGUAAUUGCGUUACUGCUGCUGUCACCUGAUCUAAUAUGAGAGAGAACAAUCAGUAUGUCUUCUACUAACAUCCUUUUUUGCUUUACUCUUUGGGGUUUUCCUCUAAUAAGCUUUAUUUUUCUUUUUGCACUGUCUUUGCAUGUAUAACUGCUUUAAAAUGUGCCUACAUUAAGCAGCAUGACGGAAGUUGGGUGGAAAUGGUGCAUGACUGCUGAAAUAAGAUGUUCGGACAUCGCAGGGUUUAGCGUUUAGAAAUGUUUGUUUACCAGGACUGUGGUAUGCAAACACUUCCGAAUCGUGAUCAGCUCUUUGAUUGCAAAAACCUCAGAUUUUCAAAUUCUUUUGUAAUGACAAUUAAAAUCUGCGUUUAACCUUCAGUGGUUCUCAUUCAAAAUGAACUUUAUAUCACCUUAAGAGAUAAGUGAGGCCACUGAAAAAUUGUCUGUUUGAUAACAAAUGCAAAUGUUUAUUUUUAGCUCUUGAUUUGAGGUGGGACUCAGGAGUAAAUACGGCGCCCGGCUGCAACCCAAAGUUGUUUUUUGUAUGCAAAGUGCCAGGUUCUCACUGAUCAGUCUAUGCAGAGUAUCACCGAGUUCAGCAGUGAACAAGUUGGCCUCAUCACAAAGAAAUGCCUUCUAUCUGUUCUUCCAAACAGGAACACAGGAAAGAUUUUCAUUCAGAUGUUGCUGAAGAAAAGCUCCCAAGAAGACAAAAAAAAUAUGAAUAGAUAUAUUUAGCUUUUUACUGUUUGGGUUUUGAUGCUGUCGGUGUUUUUGUUUUUCUUAUUUUCAAACUUUUAUGUGCGUUUUUCUUUUUUUGCUUGUUUGAAGCAGUGUAUGGGUGAUCCUGAGUGGGUUGAUACUCUGGGAAUGUUGUUUAUUCCUUGUGAUGUGAAAAUGUGCACUGACAUAAAAGUAACCAAAUCCAGAUUCAGAACCACUGGGUGAUUUUAAUGCCUCUUGUCUUUUUAUAUCAAGUUUCUGUUUGAUCUUUAUGUUCUUUAUCCCAUCCGCCUUUCUUUAAGCAUAUUAUAAAUUUACAAGAAAUGUGCAAAGACUUAUUUUUUUUUCCAACUACCUGAAAUUCAGUAAUAAACUAGAACUGAUCAAAA
Messenger RNA from Girardinichthys multiradiatus, 4578 nucleotides. It is a transcript of the gene adam10a, whose product is annotated as ADAM metallopeptidase domain 10a. NCBI's taxonomy places the organism in Eukaryota, Metazoa, Chordata, Actinopteri, Cyprinodontiformes, Goodeidae. Gene Ontology annotation, molecular function: metalloendopeptidase activity involved in amyloid precursor protein catabolic process. The transcript has 16 exons. Gene Ontology annotation, biological process: Notch signaling pathway; membrane protein ectodomain proteolysis. Gene Ontology annotation, cellular component: plasma membrane; synaptic membrane. Bases 184 to 2448 code for a protein of 754 amino acids. The record is from RefSeq and is a predicted model, not a curated record.